GACCCGGCGGCCGGAGCCCGCUGCAGGCGCAGAAGAUGCCCCUGGGUCUGGGGACCAGGAAGAAGGGCAAGUCCAAGGAGACCUCCAAGCUGGUGGACAGCGAGGCUGCGGCCCCACCGCCCGCGGCGGAGGCUCCGGCCCCGGCGGCGAGCGCCUCGCGACUGCAGUUCCACACGCAGCUGGCGCACGGCAGCCCCACGGGCCGCGUGGAGGGCUUCAGCAGCGCCCGCGAGCUGUACGCUAAGAUCGCUGAGGUGUUCGGCAUCGCCCCUACUGAGAUCAUGUUUUGCACUUUGAACACUCAUAAAGUUGAUAUGGACAAGCUAUUAGGUGCACAGAUUGGCCUUGAAGAUUUUAUAUUUGCCCAUGUAAAAGGACAACGAAAAGAAGUGGAAGUUCUUAAAUCUGAUGAUUUGCUUGGACUUACUGUUACAGACAAUGGAGCUGGCUGUCCCUUUAUAAAGCGAAUCAGAGAAGGGAGCCUUAUGGACCAAACCAAAAUGAUCUGCGUUGGCGAUCACAUAGAGUCUAUAAAUGGAAAAGAUGUGUCAGAUCUUCGGCAUUAUGAAGUUGCCAAAAUGCUAAAAGAUCUGGAGAAAGGUCGGGUGUUUAAGCUGAAGCUGAUAGAGCCUAUGAAGUCAUUUGAAAAGGUGGCAGCAAGGUCCAAAGGUGGGACUCUGACAGAGGCUAAAAUCUCCAGAGGGAGAGAAACACUUCGACUGAGAAAUAAAGGCCCUGCCACUGUGGAGGAAAUGCUGUCUGAAGUUGAAGAAAAAGCAGUAAAAAAAGUGGAUGAACUUCUUGAAACAUAUAUGGGGAUAAGAGAUAUUGAAUUAGCUGCAACAAUGGUGGAAGCAGGAAAAGACAAGAAAAACCCAGAUGAAUUUGCAGUGGCAUUGGAUGAAACUCUUGGAGACUUUGCAUUUCCAGAUGAGUUUGUCUUUGAUGUGUGGGGAGCAAUAGGGGAUGCUAAGCAAGGACGACUGGAAUGAGAAUUAUGAAGUUUAACAUUCUCAAUUCAAAAGUAUAAAGUGACUUUGAAAUACGUAUGUCAGAAGACUGAUAUUUUUAUUGAUAUAAAUCUUGGAUGCUCUAUACAAGUAUUCUUAUCAGAAACUUUGUUUUACAAUGAAAGUUUCUAACAGAAAUAAAGAUAUACUCAAAGGUCUAACAACUGCACAUUUAGAAUGAACAUUUAAUUUAAAUGUAGAAAUCACUGAGAGGAGAAGGGCCAAGUAGAUGUAUUUAUACAUGCAUUUUAUGUACUUUGGUGUCUAUUUUGAGAAAUGAUAGAUAGAUGCAAAAUUUUUUGGAUUAUUAUUUUUUUUUUUUUAAGAAAGAUUUAUAAACUUGAUUUAAAAAAAAAAUAAAACCAACACACUGCAGUUCUCUGAUCUGCUGGUUCUUAAGUAUUCAAGUAGGCCAAGAGCUGCAUUGUUUGGCCUGAAUGUAGGCUUUUCAGUAGAAAAGAUGAGAAGAAGCCACCCUGCCUCUGGAAAGGCAUGUUUCAUGUUCAGGAAAAAGUAAAUUCCUCUGGGGGGGGGGGGGGGAAACAAAACAACAAACAACUAUGACUUUAAAAUAAACUUGCUCUUAUUUUUGGUCAUUAACACACACUGCCUACGUAUUUCUGAAAUGAUUUAGUAGAAAUGCCUAGAGCAGGAAUCCGUUGCUUUAUUCAGAUGCCAUAUUAUCACAAUAGCUACUGCAUAACAAGAAACAAAUGUUAAUUUUGAUUAAUAUUCACAUAUUUGGAUAAUAUCUGUGAUCUGGCACUGGAGACUGUAAUACUUGACUAAAUGCUUCACUUAUCUUUGCAUGUAGUAAACACCUUGCUGAAAUCCUAUGACGUUCCCGCUUCAUCUUGUCUGUUGUUUUUUUCAGAAUGGCAAUGUAGAGAUAUUUAAGAAGGUGCUCAGAAUCAGUAGAUGUAGUUCUAUGAUCACAACUGUAGUUGGGAUGAAAAUGAAUGUCUAAAACUUCAAUUAAUAUCAUUUUAUACUUCAGGAUUUCAAAUUAUACUGUACAUAGAUGUUUAUUCUUAACUGAUAAUGUUUUACGAAUAAAUCUCGGAUUGUUAAAAAAUUA
Lagopus leucura (white-tailed ptarmigan) is the source of this 2088-nucleotide messenger RNA. It is a transcript of the gene GIPC2, whose product is annotated as GIPC PDZ domain containing family member 2. Gene Ontology annotation, molecular function: protein binding. The coding region runs from base 36 to 992 and encodes 318 amino acids. NCBI's taxonomy places the organism in Eukaryota, Metazoa, Chordata, Aves, Galliformes, Phasianidae. The transcript has 6 exons. The record is from RefSeq and is a predicted model, not a curated record.